CUGUGGGUGUGGCCCCGCCCCCCGCAGUCGGACCGGCGCCGCGGAGAGGCCCAGAGGCGGAGGGGAUGAGUUGGAUUCCUUUCAAGAUCGGUCAGCCGAAGAAACAGAUCGUAUCAAAGACUGUGGAGCGAGAUUUUGAGCGGGAAUACGGCAAACUCCAGCAGCUUGAAGAUGAAGUCAAGAAACUGCACAAGGAUAUGAAGAAGAGCAGCGAAGCGGACAUAGCAAUGUCGAAAUCAGCCGUAAAAAUCUCUUCAGACCUUCUCGCUAACCCUUUGUGUGAGCAAGACCCAAUGUUCAUGGAGACAGUGACUGCCCUAGACACAGCAAUGCGCAGGAUGGAUUCCUUCAAUCAAGAAAAGGUCAAUCAGGUUCAGAAAACGGUCAUUGAACCCUUAAAAAAGUUCAGCAACGUUUUCCCGAGCCUCAACAUGGCAGUAAAGCGACGGGAACAGAUCCUGCAGGACUACAAAAGGCUGCAGUCUAAAGUGGAGAAGUACGAGGAGAAGGAGCGGUCUGGCCCUGUCCUUGCCAAACUUCACCAGGCGAGAGAGGAGCUGAAACCAGUCCGUGAGGAUUUUGAAGGUAAAAACAGACAGCUGCUCGAGGAAAUGCCCAAGUUUUACAGGAGUCGAAUCGAUUACUUCCAGCCCAGCUUCGAAGCCUUGAUCCGUGCCCAGGUGGUGUACUAUUCCGAAAUGUCCAAGAUAUUCGGGGACCUGACGGCCAGAUCGAUCAACAGCAAGUGACUGACGAACAUCGGGAGAAAGAAAACGAGGCCAAACUCAAUGACCUGCGAGCGCUCUCCAUUGUAGCAGAUGACUGAGUACUGAAGGGUCAAAUCAAAUCAAACUAGCGUUGAAUGGUGGGGGCAGGAAGCAGGGGCUAGGGGUGGGGGUGGGGGAGAGAAUAGCCACCUAGCUCUAAACUUACACUAAACUCUGAAUAACAAGA
Messenger RNA from Callorhinchus milii (elephant shark), 954 nucleotides. It is a transcript of the gene bin3, whose product is annotated as bridging integrator 3. Gene Ontology annotation, cellular component: cytoplasm; actin cortical patch. The transcript is spliced from 9 exons. The record is from RefSeq and is a predicted model, not a curated record. Gene Ontology annotation, molecular function: lipid binding; protein binding. NCBI's taxonomy places the organism in Eukaryota, Metazoa, Chordata, Chondrichthyes, Chimaeriformes, Callorhinchidae. Bases 66 to 749 code for a protein of 227 amino acids. Gene Ontology annotation, biological process: plasma membrane tubulation; endocytosis; actin cortical patch localization.